AUGGCUAACAUAGCAUCACAAGAAGAACUGUUUAGUCAGAUUAAAAGACUUUACACUAACCACAAGAAAACUUCGUCAACGCGUUAUUCACAGAGUUACUUGAAUAUACGCAUAGAGUCGCUUGAAGAGUAUUGGAAUCAAUUCCUUACUGAACACCGAGAUUUCCUCAAGUCUUCAGAAGACGCCGAAGAGAAAAAGGAAUUGAAAGCGCUCUAUAACAAUGUGGAAGAUUUCUAUAUGGAGUUCAAGACUAGUUUGUUGGAACUGACGGAACCUGUCACAACCCAAGAUAGUGCCUCACCUCAAGUGCCUCAGGCAGCUCAACCCCAAGUUGUCACGAAGAGUAAACUCCCGCCAAUAAACCUUCCUUCGUUUUCUGGUGAUUACCAAGAUUGGAUGCACUUCAAGGAUUUGUUUAUGUCGAUGGUACACAAUGAGCCGGGUCUGAGUGACGUACACAAGCAUCAUUACUUGAGGUCAAGCUUGAAGGGUGAAGCAGAACAAGUCGUCCGUCAUUUCGAACUCACAGCUGCCAACUAUGGGAAGGCUUGGAACGCCUUAGUUUGCCGCUACAACAACGAUAGAGUGAUAGCUAAUACCGUACUGAAUCGCCUGCUCAGUCAGAAGAAACUCACUAACGAAUGCUCUAAAGGCCUCAAGGAUCUUCUUGAUACUACAAACCAGUGUCUCAGUAGUCUAGCGAAUUUGAAGAUUGACACAACUACUUGGGAUUCGAUCAUCGUGCAUAUUGUAGUAUCCAAGUUAGAUAGUGAAACUCACAAAGCUUGGGAGCAAUCACUUGGGUCAUCAACAGAGUUACCCACUUUUAACAAGCUCACAUCAUACUUAGAGGGACGAUUCAGAGCAAUGGAAAUGGUACAAGCGGCACAAAAGAAAGAGAAAAAAGAGAUCACAUUUCAACAAUCAGCUACUGCACCUAAAGUAAAGAGUAGUUUAGCUGCGAAUACAGUCACAAUGGAGACACUCACAGAACCUAAUGACGCACAAACCAAGCAACUCACAAGUCUGAAGGUUUCACAAAAAGGCAAACAAGUGAUACUAGCCACAACACAGAUAUAUCUGAAGGAUAGCAGUGGUUCUCUCGUACAACUCAGAGCCCUUAUUGACCAAGGCUCAGAAGGGACUUUCAUUACAGAGUCUGCUGUGCAACUGCUGCGUCUGAAGAAGACUUUACAGCCAGCUAAUAUCACCGGUUUAGAGCACCAAUCUUCACAGCCAAGACAUGUCGUUAACUUAGAGAUUCACUCACCAAUAGACACUCACUAUGUAAUGCAAGUUAGCGCUCACGUACUCUCAAAGAUUAAUGGAUGGUUACCCUCAAAGGAGUUUGACAUCUCACAAUGGCCUGCCCUCUCCCAAUUGCAACUAGCGGAUCCUCACAUGCAAUCACCGGGACCUAUUGAUGUUCUACUGGGCGCUGAGGUCUAUGCAUUUAUUCUGCUAGAUGGACUACAGAAAUACAACGAUGACAAACUUAUAGCACAAAACUCGAAACUCGGAUGGUUUGUCUCUGGAGCAUCAGAAUCACGAAGUAAUCUACCACCUCACAAUAUAGUAGCUCACCACGCACUCGUCGAGGUAGAUCAACUCCUCCGCAAAUUCUGGGAGACUGAAGAGUACAAGCCACAUGAAAAACCGAUGACACAUCUUGAGACACAAUGUGAAGAACACUAUAAAGAAACUCACUCUAGACAAGAAGAUGGUCGUUACGUCGUACGUUUACCGUUUAAAGAUGAUCAUGAGAAGAACUUAGGCAACUCUCGACAAAUCGCACUACAGAGACUGAUGCACAUGGAGAAGAGAUUUGCAAACAAGCCUAAAUUCCAAAAAGAUUAUGCCGACUUCAUUGAUCAGUAUCAGAAGCUGAAUCACUUAGAAGAUGUAGACCCACAACAUAAGCCAGCUCACAAAGUCUACCAUCUCCCACAUCAUGCUGUGAUAAGAGAGUCCAGCACCACAACCAAGCUUCGCGUGGUCUUUGAUGGAACAGCACAGCCCUCAGAUGGCUCAUCUCUAAACGACGAGUUGCUAAUCGGACCACCACUACUGCAAGACUUGCGAGAUCUCAUUGUUCGUUGGCGUACUCACAAGAUUUGUUUGCUUGCUGAUGUAAAGCAAAUGUACCGCCAAAUACUCGUCGCUAAAGAAGAUGUAGACUAUCAGCGCAUACUGUGGCGUGCAUCCCCACAAGAUGAAAUUGUCGAGAAGCGUUUGUUGACUGUGACGUACGGUACAUCAUGUGCUCCGUUCCUCGCUAUUCGCACACUGAAACAGCUUGCACAAGAUGAAAAAGAGAAAUUCCCAGACUUAGUUGAAGUCAUAAGCAACGACUUUUAUAUGGAUGACUUACUCACUGGUGCGAAUGACGUGGAACAAGCCACUAAGUUACAGAGUCGUAUCACACAAGCUAUGGCUAAAGUCUGCAACACCGAUCAACCAAUUGAUGGGUCAGUUACCUGCGUGUCGUGUAACGCCAGAUAA
Leguminivora glycinivorella is the source of this 2502-nucleotide messenger RNA. RefSeq lists its product as uncharacterized. The coding region runs from base 1 to 2502 and encodes 833 amino acids. The transcript has 3 exons. The record is from RefSeq and is a predicted model, not a curated record. NCBI's taxonomy places the organism in Eukaryota, Metazoa, Arthropoda, Insecta, Lepidoptera, Tortricidae.